AUGACCAGCGGUCCCAGCAACGAGAAUCCUCGCCAGGAGCGCGAGCACUUGCAUCCGACGCAGCAGCAAGAGCAGCAGCAGCACCACGGCCAGCUGCGCGGUCGGAAGCGAGCGCCGCUGGUGGAAGUGACGAACCUGGCGGCCAUGGGCGGCAGGGCACGCGCCACAGCGAAGCGCGCUGCUCUGAGACCUCAUCUCGCUGGCUCGGCGGCAAAGCAGCGAGCAGCAGCACUGGCAGCAGCGGCGAGGGACCGCCUGUUGGGUCGAAGGCGCUCCCUGGGGUCGUCCCCGCUGUCCACCCGACGUGCAUCGCCGCGGGACAGACGGAGUCAGGCAGGACGGCAGCACCGGCUGGCGCACAAGCAGCAGGGGCAGCAGAAGGCGCAGCAACGCGUGCGGGGAAGCCGGUCACAGCAGCGGUUGGAGGCGGGGCAAGGCACGUCGUCCGCGCAGCUCACCACUUCGUCGCAGCCUCUCUCCGGGCUCACCACGCUGAGACUACCCCUUGCGACGCCGUGCGACGACGACGACAAGGCGCAGCUGCCAUGCGAGUCAAUCGCAGCACUCCCAGCGAUGCCGUGCGAGAGAGCCUCAGGUGGCGCGAGCGAAGCGGGCGUGGCGGGCUGCAGGAGCGACAGCGAAAGCAGUAGCAGCAACGGCGGCGGUGGCGCGUCCAUCGGCCGUGUUCACGACGUCGUGGCCAGCGAGCGGGGCAGCAGCGCCCGCGCGAACGACGGCAGUCAGUCGUUCAGCGGCAGGAAGAGGGCCGCGGGGGAAGGCGCGUCACCAGCGGAGCGGGCGGCGGACGAGGCGCACAUCUGCCGAGAGCGGGCGCGCGGAGAGCCGUCGUGUGUGCAGGCGGAGGCGGACAUUGGCGGUAACGUUGCGAGAGGCGAGGAGGAGCGCCGUGGGGAUGCGAGCCGCGGCAAGGCGAUGGUUGGUGAUGAUGCGCUGACGAUGACGAGAGGCGCGGCGUCUGCUGCGAGCCACGGCCCCUCCGACCUCACCAAGCAACCCGUGCGAGAGCCUCAAUGCGUCCGGGGGCCGUCACCGCCACUUGCUGCGCUACCCAGCACCAGCACUGCCGUCCCAGCACCCCUCCCCGCCGUUCUGCCAGGGCAAGCCGCCUCAUUGCCGCAGCAGGCGAGCAGGGCGGCCCCUUGGAAAGGGGGACAUCGAGGGGCGACGGUGCGGGACAUCGACUCGUCGUCGGAUCCGCAGCUGUGCGGGCGAUACGUGGCGGACAUCUACGGCCACCUCCGCGCCGCCGAGCAGCGCAGCCAGCCGCGCGCGGACUACAUGGAGGCGGUGCAGAAGGACGUGAACAGCGGCAUGCGCACCAUCCUCGUCGACUGGCUCGUUGAGGUGGCAGAGGAGUACAAGCUGGUGCCGGAUACGCUCUACCUCACGUGCGCCUACCUGGACAGCUACCUCUCCGCCCACACUGUGCCACGCAGCCAGCUGCAGCUGCUCGGCAUCUCCUGCAUGCUCAUCGCCUCCAAGUUUGAGGAGAUCUACGCGCCACAGGUGGACGAGUUCUGCUACAUCACAGACAACACGUACACCCGCCUCGAGGUGUUGCAGAUGGAGAGCCGUGUGCUCAACCACCUGGCGUUCGACCUCAGCAAGCCCACCACCAAGAGCUUCCUCAGGAGGUACAUUCGAGUCGCCCAAGCCAGCCUCAAGGACCCCUCGCUCAAGCUGGAGUUUCUGAGCAAUUUCUUCUCGGAGCUGGCUCUCACAGACUACUCGUGCCUGCGCUUCAAGCCCUCGUGCCUUGCUGCCUCCGCUGUCCUCCUCGCCAAGCUCACUCUCUUCCCCACCCUGCCUCCCUGGACGGCGACUCUGGCGGCUUGUUCGGGGUAUGCGUGUGCUGAGCUGCGGGAGUGUGUAGCAUGCCUGCAUGCACUGCACUCCUCCAACGGACGUGCGCCACCCACUGCCGUGCACCAGAAGUACUGUCAGGCCAAGGUGUGUGCCAUUUCAUGGCUGUCGCCUCCAUCCCCCUGCCCGCACUACCACCGGAGCCCCGCUCCUCCUCACGUCACUCCCCAGCCCACUAGCUGUCAGUGUAGCAGUGGCGGCAGUAACAGUAGCCCAGUAGCCCUAGUACAAGUAGCAGUAGCAGCAGCAGCAGCAGCAGCAGCAGCAGCAGCAGCAGCAGCAGCAGCAGCAGCAGCAGCAGCAGCAGCAGCAGCAGCAGCAGCAGCAGCAGCAGCAGCAGCAGCAGCAGCAGCAGCAGCAGCAGCAGCAGCAGCAGCAGCAGCAGCAGCAGCAGCAGCAGCAGCAGCAGCAGCAGCAGCAGCAGCAGCAGCAGCAGCAGCAGCAGCAGCAGCAGCAGCAGCAGCAGCAGCAGCAGCAGCAGCAGCAGCAGCAGCAGCAGCAGCAGCAGCAGCAGCAGCAGCAGCAGCAGCAGCAGCAGCAGCAGCAGCAGCAGCAGCAGCAGCAGCAGCAGCAGCAGCAGCAGCAGCAGCAGCAGCAGCAGCCCAGCAGCAGCAGCAGCAGCAGCAGCAGCAGCAGCAGCAGCAGCAGCAGCAGCAGCAGCAGCGCAGCAGCACCGCAGCAGCAGCAGCAGCAGCAGCAGCAGCAGCAGCAGCAGCAGCAGCAGCAGCAGCAGCAGCAGCAGCAGCAGCAGCAGCAGCAGCAGCAGCAGCAGCAGCAGCAACCUUUACACGCAGUGGCAGUGCUCUCGAUGCAUGGGAACAGCACCCAGCAGGAGCAGGUGACUGGUGGGUCUACUGUGUGGCACUGGGCAUCGAGUAG
This is a messenger RNA of Closterium sp. Naga37s-1, 2763 nucleotides long. Lineage: Eukaryota; Viridiplantae; Streptophyta; Zygnematophyceae; Desmidiales; Closteriaceae. The record is from the annotation of a GenBank genome assembly.